Molecule: messenger RNA, 1002 nt
Organism: Thrips palmi
Lineage: Eukaryota; Metazoa; Arthropoda; Insecta; Thysanoptera; Thripidae
Gene: Dlc90F
Product: dynein light chain Tctex-type
Exons: 3
Coding region: 141-476 (111 amino acids)
Biological process (GO): microtubule-based movement
Cellular component (GO): cytoplasm; cytoplasmic dynein complex
Molecular function (GO): dynein intermediate chain binding
Source: RefSeq, a predicted model, not a curated record
UAUGAGAAUCUGAGGGGGCGGAUAACGUUCGUUUCCAAACCAACCAGUGACAGUUUGUUGAUUUUUCCUGGUGAAGUCCCUUCAGCCCUUCUCUUUUGUCGUCUUCUGCGCGCUGCUGUGUAUUUAAUCUCGUAACCAAUAUGGAUGACGUCGGUGAAGAGAGCCAGUUUGUUGUCGAUGAAGUUAGCACGAUAAUAAAGGAAGCUGUGGAAAGCACCAUUGGUGGCAAUGCUUAUCAACAUAACAAAGUGAAUCAAUGGACAUCAUCUGUAGUUGAAACAUUGUUGGGCACCCUCACAAAACAGCAAAAGCCUUUCAAAUAUAUCGUUACUUGCACAAUAAUGCAGAAGAAUGGGGCAGGUCUACACACUGCUUCAUCCUGCUACUGGGACAACACAUCAGAUGGAAGCUGCACAGUUCGCUGGGAGAAUAAAAGCAUGUAUUGUAUUGUGUCUGUGUUUGGUUUGGCAAUUUAAUGCACAAUUUUUUCAAGGCAUUCCAUGGACUUGGUCACUGACUGUUUUGUUUUUGGUCGGGUCUGAAAUUGAGUACCGUUGUUUCUUAUUUGAAUUUAGCAGAAACAGAGUCCUUGCAAAUGAUUCUAAAUUAACAGGUUGUGCUGUGUAACAUUGUAAUGGGAACUAAAUGAGAACCAAUUUUUAAGCUUAAUCCUUUCCUCUAACCAAUUUUUUUAAAAGCAACUGUUUUGAAUGAAGGGCCUCCAGUACAGACCUGUAAUUAUUUCACUGCAUGAUGCCACCCACAGAAACAUGUCUCAAAUUUACGUAAUUAAUUUCAUACCUAUGUUUCUCGUGGCAGUCUGGUUUGUAUUGUUUGGCCUUAAAGAUUUUUAAAAAUUAUGUUCUGCUAACUCUUUUUGUUUUAAAAACAGAAGUUUAUGUGAUAUGUAUUUUGUUACCCAAGUGCAAGUGGAUUAAGACAUGGUUGUUUAAGUGUAAUGUUUUAUUUAUUUAAUAAAUGUAAAGCUCUUGCUUUGCUAUC